This is a messenger RNA of Nicotiana attenuata, 2030 nucleotides long. RefSeq names its product furcatin hydrolase-like. The record is from RefSeq and is a predicted model, not a curated record. Gene Ontology annotation, biological process: carbohydrate metabolic process. NCBI's taxonomy places the organism in Eukaryota, Viridiplantae, Streptophyta, Magnoliopsida, Solanales, Solanaceae. Gene Ontology annotation, molecular function: beta-glucosidase activity. Bases 21 to 1565 code for a protein of 514 amino acids. The transcript has 13 exons.
UUGAAAACGCAGGGUUGGCAAUGGCUUUUCAAGGGUCUUUCUUGCUAAGCCUAUUUCUAUUAUUAGCCAACAUCUUGGUUUUAAUAGAACUCUCAUUAGCUGGGAAUGUGCCAAGCCAUGAAAUUUCACUUCCAUUCAACCGCACCAUUUUCCCAUCUGAAUUCAUAUUUGGGGCUUCCUCUUCCACCUAUCAGUAUGAAGGAGCUUGGAAUGAGGAUGGUAAAGGCCCCAGUAUAUGUGAUACAUUUACGCACACGCAUCCUGAAAAAAUAUUGGAUCACAGCAAUGGAGAUGUAGCUCUUGACUUUUAUCAUCGUUACAAGGAUGACCUUAAACUAGCAAAAUUUGAAGGACUGGAUGCCUUUAGGUUUUCUAUCUCCUGGACAAGAAUUCUACCACAUGGGAAGCUAAGUAAAGGAAUAAAUCAAGCUGGUAUCGACCACUACAACAGUCUCAUCAAUGAGAUUGUAGCCCUUGGUAUCAAACCUUUGGCUACACUUUUCCAUUGGGAUGUGCCUCAAGCACUAGAAGACGACUACCUUGGUUUUCUCAGCCCUAAGAUUGUGGAAGAUUUCCUAGAUUUCGUGGAGAUUUGCUUUAAAAAUUUUGGAGAUAGGGUGAAGCUGUGGUCAACCGUGAACGAGCCAUGGAUAUUUUCAGUGAAUGGUUACGAUAGUGGGACGUUGGCACCCGGCCGGUGUUCUGUUUGGAGGAACAAUAACUGUUCUGCUGGAAAUUCUGCCACCGAACCUUAUAUAGUUAGCCACAAUAUCCUUCUUGCUCAUGCAGCUGCUGCUAAACUCUAUAGGCAGAAAUACAAGCCAACUCAAAAAGGGGAAAUCGGAAUUAUUCUAGUGUCUCACUGGUUCGAGCCUUUCUCCAACAAACCGGAGGACAUUAGAGCAUCUAGACGAGCACUUGAUUUUAUGCUUGGAUGGUUAUUACACCCUUUGACUUAUGGAGAUUAUCCCAUAACCAUGAAGGGACUUGUCGGAAAGCGCUUACCAAAAUUUACCCCUAAUGAAUCUGAAUUGGUAAAAGGGUCCUUUGAUUUCCUUGGAAUGAACUAUUACACCUCAAAUUUUGCAGCCCACACAUCUAGUCCACUUAAUACUGCCAAUGUCAGCUUCACAACUGAUAAUCAAGUUAAUCAGACGACUUCACGAAAUGGACAACUUGUUGGUGAUCCGACGGGUGUGAGUAUUUUCUUUGUUGCACCAAGGGGACUCUAUAAGCUUCUUCUUUACAUAAAGAAACAUUACAAGAAUCCCAAAAUUUAUAUCACUGAGUGCGGAAUGGGUGAGUCCAAUAUUACCAAAGUUGAAGAGGGUGUGAAUGAUAUCCAGAGAGUUGAUUUCUAUAAACGCCACAUCAAGGCUCUUUACAGAGCUUUUAAAGAGGGGGUGAACGUUCACGGUUUCUUUGCAUGGUCAUUUUUCGACAACUUUGAAUGGGGUUCAGGAUACACCCAGAGGUUUGGCAUAAACUUUAUAGACUACAAGAAUAAUCUCAAAAGAUACCCCAAACGAUCUGCUCUUUGGAUGAAGAGAUUCCUUCUCAAGUAGAAUGUGUUGAAUGUAUCAAAUAAAAGUUCAGUAACUGAAGUGCUUCAAGCGUAACACUACUAGAAAUAAGGCCUAUGGCAACCCUUCUAAAACCGUUCCAAUAAAUUCACUAACCGACGCUGUAGAUCUACUGAGACGGUUAAGCAGUCGUUCCCGGAUUUGCUGUUACCAUAAGUCUAUUAGAACGGUUAUGUGGAACGGUUACAAAACCGUCCCCAUAUAUUGAUAUUGUAACGGUUAUGAAACCGUUACAUCAAUCUGUGGAACGGUUUUGUAUUUUGUUGGGACGGUUAUAAACCGUUCCAAUAUAAGUGUGCCAACGAUAUUUUACGACUAUCGCAACGGUUUUUAUAAUAUAUUGUAACGGUUUUUGUGAUCUAUUGCAACAGUUAUUAGGGGCUUCUAUUAUUUUUUUGCUAAGUCUAUUGCAACGGUUAUAUUGUCUAUUGCAACAGUUAUAUUGCC